AUGAAGGCAUAUUAUGAGGCCACUGAAGAGCCUGAGUCUGAGGUUCCCUCAACGUCGACAGCAGUUGGCAAUCAAUCCCCUGAACGAGAAAUGCCUAUUCUGAGCUCUGAAACUUCUGCCGGCAGGUAUUAUGUGUGUGCGCCUCAGGGGACUCAUCAUACAGGUCGGUAUUUUAAAGGAGUGCCAAAAGUGGGUGGAAAUCUGGCGUCCCCUGCGCAUUUUUUCGCUGGUGGGGCCAGGCGGGGCUGUCGUGUUGAAUUUCCCGCCACAGCCCCUUCUAUAGCCCCACCAAGCCCCUUCAUAGCCCCCUCCAGCCCAGCCAUAUUUGAGGGGGUAACGCGCGGCUGGUGCUGGCAGGGUUAAUUAAAGGUUGACCAGGCCCAAAGGCUAGUUGGUCCCCUCACCAAAUGGCAAUUUUGCGCUAAUAAACUUGAUCAUCUGCUGUUCCCGGGUACCUGUGAAUUUUAUUUCGGUGGUGGGGCCAGGCGGGGCUGUCGUGUUGAAUGCUCCUCCAAAGCCCCUUCCACAGCCCCGCCUAGCCCCUUCAUAGCCUCCUCUAGCCCCGCCAUUUUUGAUGGGGCUAGGCGGGACUAGGAGGUGCUGGUGCUGGCAGGGGGAGGGGAGGGAUAGUAACUGUCUGAAACUCCGCCGACAAACUUCAGUAUUCGUAGUUAUCAGUGCGCUUAGUGUAACUCGCAGACGAACCCGAAAAAUGGAGAUAAAAACUGAAACCAUUUGCUGAUGCCACAAGUGUACCUGACGAUACCAAGUCUGAUCAAAAAUGUGUCAGGAGUGGGAUUCGAACCCACGCCCACAGAGUGGACUGCGACCUGAACGCAGCGCCUUGGACCGCUCGGCCAUCCUGACACGAUAGCCGGGGCUAAAAUAUUAACUAACUGCAAUACCUCUUAGGUCUUUAAGCCAUCUAACAUCUCGGUUCGAGUUCAAAAACUGACAAGUGCAACAUGUUUGAGCUCUUCUUUCACUGAAGAUUACAUUCCCAUCCCGAAUAUACCAAAGUUUUUAUUUAUAUAUCUUAGUCAAAGGUGAAAGCUAAGGUCGCCGGAAACAAAUUCCUUCAGUGCAACCACCCUUAUUUUUGUUCUAAAUUCUUGAGACAUGUCAUUCGUUCCUACUCUACAACGUUUAAACUCGCUACCCCUACCUAUAGUGCUUACGACUUCCAGUAUGUCGAUUUCGAAAGGUUAGGGCGGACAUUUCCGCACUUCUUCUAAAUUCACAAACCCUUGAACUGUAUUUAUGGAGGCAGGCGACCAAGGCAAAUUACUCACCGAUCCAAACUGCAUUUGCCAUAAUAAAACACGGAAAGUGGAUGUGCUGGAUUCGUCGGGGUUGACAUGUAGAAUUGCGAAGUCAAGGUAAUCACUCACAAGCAAUCCAGGCUAGGGGACUAGUCUCCUAGGUUAUUUCAUAGGCAAUGCAGGAGUAGUUUCUGUUGGAUACGAAGACAGUGAACAAUACCAGUGUGUGCUCACAGACAAUUUGUGUCAAGAACGUAUUCCUUGACUGAGGUAGGUGCCUGCGAAUAGUAUUUAGUGAGUUUAUAUACAUUUGAGAUUACUUCGAUGAUCCACAGCAGUUUUCUAUGGUAAAGGUGUGUACGGCGGACAUUGACAUGACUAUCAGCUAAGCACCUUUGGAGAAUACACUCAAAAAUAUUAUCUGCAUUCCACAGGGUACACACUGCAUUUUAAUAGAAAUAAAUGACAGUUUUUAGGAAGUCACUUACUGUUCUUUCGCCCUCACGAACAGUGUGCCCGAGCCCUACAAACGCACAGUCUACAUAGCGAGAGGUUUGCGAGCACUGCAGGGGAGAAGUGGUCGUAGUGGUAGAAUACCCGGCUAGCACCAGCCCCGUCUGACCCCGUCUAGCCCCCGAGGCCAGACGGGGCUGGGUCCCGUUUGGGCGGGGCUACGGACGGGGCUACGACUGGGCUGUGGACGCGAUAGCCCCGUCUGGCCCCGUCCUCGAAAAAAACGCGCAGGGGAACACCAUGCUCUCCUUGAUAUUAACCCCUCAUUUACGUUAACAGUAUUAUCCCUUUCCUAAUUCUCCGCACAGUAGGUUAUACUAUUCUACUUUUGAUCGCUGUACACCCAUAACCCUUACUUUUACUAAGUAUUACCCAACCUCUAACUAUAGUGAUUGCGCCGACAACUCAAACAUUUCCCGAGGUCUACAGGAACAAAGUCAGUGGACAGCAAGUACUGGCAUGUGACAGUUUACUGAACAUGUAUAACAAGAAAAAGUGGUGCAGUAGUAUGUACAGGAGGCAUAUGAGAUACAUAUAUGUAUUGGUCAGUCAAUUAAAUGGCAGUGUUCUGUUGACGAAAGUUUUCAUCCACGGCAGGCUCCUGUAAGAAAAACAAAACAGUUACAAUAAUAAAUCGAUAAUCCUUUUCAUCAGCAUAUUUGGUAAUAUUUUUGUUUUACUAAACGGCAUGCGUGGUGUAUCAUUUAAGCUGCCCUAAGUAACUUUAACUUAAAAAAUAAAAAAAUUGCCGGAAAUAUUAUUAUGUUACAAAUAUUUGAUAAAUACAUUUAGAGGGGACUAGAGGAAUAAUGAGGCAUCUUUUUAUUGUUAUUAUGCCGUUUAAAUCCCCUUUAAAACUAUUUAUCAUCCCUGCCAACACAUGGCCCCGCGGGCCAGACGGGGCUAGAUGGGGCCAGGCCCUGUCCAAAUUUUUGUGAAUUUCCAUCCUUUCUAAUCACGUCAUUCUGCAUUAUAUUAGUCAGAUUUUGCUCUAUUAUUGUUAAAUAUAAGUUUUUUUACUUGUAUAGUGCGUUUUCAGUCGAAUAAAAUCGAGAGAAAGUAAUUUUUCCCAAGGGCAAAUAUUGGCCUUGUUUAAGUCGGUCAUGUACACGCCCACGCGGACGGCACCUAUACGCUAACCGUGUGCACACCAGAUCGAUACAGCUGACCAAUUCAUACUCCAUAUCGGGCUCGUUUCUACUGCAGUACGUUAUCCAUUUACUUGUUCCUUUCUUUUAUGCGAUGCAAUGUGUCAUUGAAAUAAGUAAAUGUUUAGUUAUAGUCUCUAGCAUCGUACUUAAAGUUAUUUAUAAGAAUGGCACGUAAUCUGACUGCUUGAGUGUAGUAUAUGGCGAUGUAAUAUGUGUUAAUGGUAUUUAUAUGUUAAUUCUAAGCAAAUAUGGAAAGGAAAUACUGGGGAAUUCAUCGCAGUACAAUGCACAACAUGACUAAGCGGGCGAAGUUGGCGUACUAUGCCGCCACCGAUGACCCCUCGCUCUCGUCUACGUCAUCUCUCGUAAGGGAGCCAUCACCCGAACCCCCGAUGCCGCACCUUAGCCCUGAAGUUAGCAUUGGCAGGUGUUAUAUGCGUAUGUUAUUAGACGAUGUAGACGACGACCAGGUUGCAGAUGAAAGCUCGAACCCGUUCAGUGGCAAUUGCUUCCUGACAGAUUUGAGGGAAUUCUGCUUAAGUGUCCAAAUGCCGCAGGCAACAUUCAAGUUGUUGUUUCAGUUUUUUGCGGAAAUACCACCCAGAGGUGCCCAAGGACCCGCGAACUCUCAUGCAGACACCGCGAGCAUGCGUUACUGAGUCCCUUUCUAACGGCAGCUACGUCCACCUGGGCCUUAAACGCGGUCUGUUAGGUGAGCUGCAACUUCGGCCGUCGGCCUUGUUGCCGAAAAUACGGGUUCAACUCCACAUUGACGGAAUGAAGCUGUUUAAAGGGUUUGGCCAGUGUCUAUGGCCAAUCCUCGGUCGAGUCAGCUAUCCUGUCCGUGGACUGCCGUGGACUGUUGGAGUGUUCUCUGGUUCCGGCAAGCCUGAGCCUUUGGAUGUAUUUCUUGCCCAGUGCAUCUCAGAACUGAAGGAUAUUCUGACCAGCGGACUUCAGGUCCAGGAUACGGAUGACGUAGUUGAGCUCGCCAACGUCAUCUGCGACACGCCUGCUCUGUCCUACGUCCGGCAAGUAAAAACGCAUAAUGGCUAUUACGGCUGCGACAGGUAAUUGACAUAAUGGACGAAAAUGUAAUCCUCCUAGGUGUUGUCAUACGGGAAGGCCCGUGGCAAACCGCAUGACGUUCCCCGUACACAGCGGGCGUCUGCGAGCUGACAGGUCAUUCCGCAUGAGAAGUCAGGAGCGGCACCACAAAGGCACUUCACCUUUCGAGGACUUGCCUAUUGAUAUGGUUUCUACCUUUCCAAUUGACUACAUGCACCUUAUGUGUCUUGGUGUCAUGCGGAGGCUCCUGCAUAUGUGGCGGCCGGCUAUUGGGAAACAGUCCGUCACAAUUAAUGCCUCCAUAAAACAGUGCAGUCAAUGUUUGCCUGCUGAAUUUUCACGAAAGUGCAGACCUCUUGAUUGUCUGGAAUACUGGAAGGCCGUGGAUACCGACAGUUCCUCUUGUACAUCGGUCCUGUAGUCCUAGCUUUCCAUCUGGAUUCCUCCCGUUAUGAACAUUUUCUUCUUUUGUUUGUUGCCGUUUUUACAUUUUCCCAUCCCAUUUUGCACAAAUCCUUCAUUGAUUUUGGACGUUUGCUAUUAGAUAAAUUUGUUUCCGAUUCCCCAAUAUUGCACAGUCCUGCGGGUCUUGUUUAUAAUGUUUAUUGUUUAGUCCACCUCCACCAGGACGUUAGCCGUUUUGGAGUCUUGGACAAUUUUUCUGCUUUCCCUUUUGAAUCUUUUUUACAAACCCUUCGCAGUACCAUCAAGGGUCCCAGUAAUGUAGCCACACAGGUGUACAAACGUCAUUCUGAGAGACGUUUGCCUGAGUUGCCAACUACCUCACUGCUGUUGGACGACGAUGAGGGGAUACCACGGUCGUUUCAGUUGCCGCUCAGGUCGACCGCUAUUCUUCACAAUGGCUACGUAUUGUCCACCGAGGCGCCUGAUAACGUCGUGCUUAUAGGAGAGCGACCGUGUGUGCUGACAUCUGUGUCGGUUUCCGAAAUAACAUACCGCCCCUUCGAGGACUGCGUCGACCUUUUUACCAGCUCUGUUUCUUCUUUUCGUUUGUUUAUUUUCAAAGUCUCCCGUUUUUCAAGCAGCACAAACACUGCCUCCCUUAGUGACAUUACUUGUUAAUAUGUUUCUUUUCAUAUUGACGAACAGUUUUACUUAAUCCCCCUGUUGCACACCUGUUGUACAGUGACUUAAUUUGCACGUCCAUUCUGUCAUGCUAACAUAAGCCCCAGGCUAAAUUCCACCUUACCUACUACUUUUCUAUUUCUCUUUUCAGUCCCAGUACGUCAAUUGUAAGAUGA
This is a messenger RNA of Spirometra erinaceieuropaei, 5256 nucleotides long. The record is from the annotation of a GenBank genome assembly. Lineage: Eukaryota; Metazoa; Platyhelminthes; Cestoda; Diphyllobothriidea; Diphyllobothriidae.